Molecule: messenger RNA, 4518 nt
Organism: Fulvia fulva
Lineage: Eukaryota; Fungi; Ascomycota; Dothideomycetes; Mycosphaerellales; Mycosphaerellaceae
Product: Inhibitory regulator protein BUD2/CLA2
Exons: 2
Coding region: 1-4518 (1505 amino acids)
Biological process (GO): regulation of GTPase activity
Source: RefSeq, a predicted model, not a curated record
AUGCAAGCGGUGCCUCGAGACGCAGCAAACAUGAGCGCUGGGUCGCAGCGGCGGCGCUCUGACGUGUGGCAGACGCAGUCGCAGGCGCAGCAGAGCGAUGCCAUGCUCAAGGAGAAGGAGAAUCGGCGGCAACACAGAUGGACGCACGACAAGUCACGAAAGGAGCCGACGCUGUAUGAUGAGUGGCUGUCGCAGGAACAGCGGACGGCCAUACCACCGCACCAGCAGCCACAACAGCAUUCCGCCGACGCAUCCUCGAGGCACAGGGCCGUCGAGCGACGUCCUUCAAUGCCCCUGCGCCAAGGUAGUACGACAGCCAGCGCCGCCACCAUUCGCACGGUAACACCCGACGACCAACAGACCGGCUUGGGAAUGGAACACAAUAAUCUGCCCGAGAGCACGACCAUGAAUUUCGAGCGCGUUUUCAUUCCGCACACGACUACGACCAUUGUGGGUGGAGCGGCAGCAGCCAAGGACAGUCCGAGCAGCAGGAGCAAGAGAGCUUCCAAGGACCGACAUCGAAAUCACUCGGCGUGGGCAUCGCAAGCGAGCAGCCCGCCAACGAGCAGGAACGGCAGUGUCAAUCUCUCAAAUUCGUCCUUCCUCGGUCGCAGUGAGAGCAAGAGCAAUGGACAGCAGAGAAGCCACGGCUACAUGAAUGACAACGAUGGCGCGGGCCGCCCGCGAACUCAGACGCUUGAGAGUCGGACGAGGAGGGAACAGUCUCCUACUGCACUGCUGUCCGUGAGCAGGAAUCGUGUCGGCAGCGUGCAUACGCCAUCGUCACCCGUAAACCAAGGCGGUGCAGAAUUUUUGGCAUCAAUGCCUGUCUCCACGGAAUUGCCUUCAGCACCGUCGGUAUCUUCGCUGGGCUCGCCAGUGAACUCACCUGACGCUGGGCACAGAUCAAUAUCGCCCAUAUCGACUAGCACCGUUGACUCGAUAACUUCUGCUUUACCAAGUGCAAACGCUAGGCGCAUCUUGCAUCUCAUGAAGACUUUGAAUGGCAGGAUGAGCGGCAAUGUUGUGUUUCGUCGUGGACAUGGGAACCCCUGGUCUCAGAGCUACUGUUACAUCCAAGAAGAAAGUGGGAGCUUGAUGUACGAAUCGAGAAGCGACGGCUCGCACAAGAGCUUGAUAUCGGAUUUACGUGGCAGCAAGGUGCGAUCAAAUCUGGACAAUGACGUUCCCUAUCUGGAAGUCAGCUUUGCCGAGAAGACGGAUGAAAUACACAUCAAACUGCAAACACAAUCCGACUUUGAUGCCUGGUUCGCAGCGCUCCUGCAUUGGACACCCCGCGACACCUCAUCAGCAUCCAGCAAUGAGAAACGACCAGAUUCCGAGAUGGGCUCAAAAUCAUCGACCAUUGCGGAAAACUCCGGACGACGAGCCUCAGUGAGCAACGCAACUCCUUCUGAGAGGAGCAGCCAUGAACGCCCCUCGCUUGACCGGACACAGAAAACGGAUCGCCGCAAGUCCGUGAUAGGUGCGCUACCUAAGGAGAAUCCAGUGAUCAAAAUUGGAAAGAUGAUCUAUUGGGACACGAACGUGGGCUACAGCAAUGCCAGCGCAUCAACUGUUGGCCAACCUUCCUCGAGGCCAAGCACGAAUCGUAUGCAAAGCGUUGGUGCGCGGCGAUGGCGGAUGAUCAGUGGCCAGCUGCGCGAGAACGGAGAGCUGAAGUUACACGCUGAUGCGGACAACGCCUUGCUGUCGGUGGUGCAAUUGAGCCAACUAAGUCGCUGCGCCAUUCAACGGCUCGAUUCGAGUGUGCUCGACAACGACUUUUGCAUUGCCAUCUACCCGCAGUACACUUCAAGUCACACUGUCAGCCAGCCAGGAUUCAUCAGGCCGAUCUUCUUGAGCUUGGAGAGUCGCGUACUGUAUGAAGUGUGGUUCGUGUUACUUCGAGCUUUCACAAUGCCUUCGAUAUAUGGGCCACGAUUGGAUGCCGAACCAGGCGAGACUGGCGAUGUCAACGGUAAUCGCGAUCUUGAAAGCAUGAUAGCCACGAGCACGACUUACACCUUCCGGAUGGAACGCAGCCUGAGUGUGAGAGUCGUGGAGGCGAAGAUGCAGCCACCCAGCGGGAACGCAACCAACGAAUCGAGCUUUAGCGGUGGUUACAGCAGGCAGCAAAGUGCUACUUCUGAGAAACACGGAUACUAUGCGGAGGUACUGCUGGAUAACGAGACUCGAGGAAAGACAGUUGUGAAGUACGAUGGUCUGAACCCGCUCUGGGGUGAGAACUUCGAGUUUCAGGACCUUCCACCAGUGCUGAACAACGCAAGCGUGGUGGUCAAACGACGACCAGCAGAGCAGGCGAGUCUUCGGGAACAGCAAGGAAGUCAGCCUUGGCAAGACGGUUACGGCGAUCAGCAAGGUGGCUUCACGAAUCUAGCCUUUGAUAUCGCGUGUGGCAAGAUGGAGAUCCAGAUGGAAGAGCUGGAGCCCGAGAAAGAGAUUGAAAAGUGGUGGCCUGUCAUGAACAUGCAUGGACAUCGUGUGGGCGAGAUUCUGAUCAAGGUCCGAGCUGAUGAGGGCAUCAUACUCAUGGCACGCGACUAUCGACCGCUCGGUGAGCUUCUACACCGGUUCUCCAAUGGCUUGACGCUGCAGAUUGCACAAAUGAUACCCAGCGAGUUGAAACGACUGGGCGACAGUCUGCUGAACAUCUAUCAGGUGGCCGGCAAAGCAGGAGACUGGAUCAUGGCGCUGGUGGAAGAGGAAAUCGAUGGCAUCCACAAGGAGACUCCGAUCACCCAACUAAGGUACAGCCGACGAGUUGGCUCGAAUGACAGCCAUGAUCCUCUAGGAAGCGGCGCUGCCCACACCGACCGCGAGCUAAUCGUGCGCGACAUGAACAAGAACGCGACUCUGGAAGCCAACCUCUUAUUCCGUGGCAACACAUUACUGACCAAGAGUCUCGACACCCACAUGCGGCGCAUUGGUAAGGAGUAUCUUGAGGAGUCGCUUGCGACCAAGAUACAAGGGAUCAACGAAAAGGAUCUGGACUGCGAGGUAGACCCCAAUCGGGUCAAAUCGCCACAGGAUGUUGAUCGGAAUUGGGGACGGCUACUUACCGCUACGCAGGAUGUUUGGAGAGGCAUUCUCGCUAACAAACAGCGCUGUCCCGUGGAGCUACGAAUCAUCUUCAGGCACAUUCGUGCAUGCGCUGAGGAUCGAUAUGGCGACUUCUUGCGCAGCGUCAGCUACAGCAGUGUGUCGGGCUUCUUGUUCCUGCGAUUCUUCUGUCCAGCAGUGCUGAACCCUAAGCUGUUUGGACUGCUAAAAGACGACAUCAAGCCACGGGCGAGGCGAACGUUCACCUUGAUUGCCAAGUCCCUGCAGACAAUGGCGAACAUGGCAGCAUUUGGUACCAAAGAGCCCUGGAUGGAGCCUAUGAACGCAUUCCUCAUCCAGCAUCGCGAGAGCUUCAAGUCCUUUAUCGACGAUGUCUGCCACGUGCCGACUCCGCUGUCAAGCAACGCAUCGUUCGGCCCCAAUUCGCCUGCAUCGCCAACAUAUCCUCCUGGCGUUGUCACCGCAGAGCAGCAUCUGAGCUACACCACACCGAUGACGAUCAUGCAGCGUCUACCACCCAGCAGUCGUGAAGGCUUUCCGAGUCUACCGUAUCUUAUCGAUCAAGCCCGGUCAUUCGCAGAUUUGAUCCACCUUUGGCUAGAAGCAGUGUCUGCCUUAUCAAACAAGGACGAUUCCGCAGCAUUGCCCGGGAAGACACACCUUGAUGUCUUGGCGGCCAUAGAGGCUUCGGAAGGCGAUCUCAAGGACUUCCAUCAGCUUUGUGAAGAGCUCAACACAAGGACGCAAGAAUGCUUGAAUCGUGCCGAGAGAGCAGAGCGCCCUGACAGUUCUCACAGCUUCCAGUGGGAGGAUGUCAUCAGCCAAUUGCAAAAGGCGCAAACCAAGAGUCCUGGCGGCACCGUAAAAGACCCGUUCGACAUUGUUGCUGAUAAGAUCGCCAGCGAUCCGAACAUCUUGCCGGAAGACGCCAACCCUGCCAUCGAGGCAACUCUCGCACAACUCCGAGGCCAAACAUCUGAAGACACCGACGAUGAUCAACAAGGCUAUGCGCCAGGUAGACCAUCCGAUUCGAACAUGACAUGGGAUGUGUCAAGAUCUGACAAGCGUGACACCUUCCGACCCGGCUCUGCAAGUCUGGGCUCGAGCUUGCAAGGCAGAAGCAUCGGCUCACCAGGCGCAUCAGCCAGCGCCAGCCAAAGCAACAUCUCCAGCACAGUAAGCAGCGACACGGAGCACACCAAUCAGACCACCGCACUGCCGAGCUACGAGCGCGAAGUGCGACAUCGGGAACGAAGGGAACAAGCGCGCGUACAGAUUCAAAAGCAAAUGGAAGCUGCGCGCGUGAAGGAGAAAGACAAGGAGAAGAAGAAGACGACUGUGACUCACCUUGUACCAAAGCUAAAACGGAGGAACAAGCAUAAAGAUGAAAGCGCAAACGGGACGCCCACGCAGGAGGCGAAUGGCAUGAUUUGA